This is a messenger RNA of Antechinus flavipes (yellow-footed antechinus), 1047 nucleotides long. RefSeq names its product arylacetamide deacetylase-like. Bases 1 to 1047 code for a protein of 348 amino acids. Gene Ontology annotation, cellular component: membrane. Gene Ontology annotation, molecular function: carboxylic ester hydrolase activity. Lineage: Eukaryota; Metazoa; Chordata; Mammalia; Dasyuromorphia; Dasyuridae. The transcript is spliced from 4 exons. The record is from RefSeq and is a predicted model, not a curated record.
AUGCACCAUGGAGAAAUUUUCUUUAUGAUAACAAGUUUCCUGAACACAGCACCAAUUUCAGAUGAAAACCUUACAGUGACUGAUACCACAUUUGUCGGAGUUCCAGUACGGUUAUAUAUGCCAACAAAGAAGCUGGAUGGGCUGAAGAGAGCUGUGAUUUAUAUUCAUGGUGGUGCAGCUUCCUUUGGAAGUGCUGCAAUGCUGCCUUAUGACUCGUUGACAAGAAGAAUAGCGAGUGAACUGGAUGCUGUUGUUGUGUCAUCUGACUACAGACUUGCUCCUAAAUACCAUUUUCCAGUUCAACUGGAAGAUGUCUACAAUGUAGUGAAGUUUUUUCUACAGGAUGAAAUUCUGGCAAAAUAUGGUGUGGACCCCACUAGAGUAGGCAUUUCAGGAGACAGUGUUGGAGGGACAGCAGCAGCUUCUGUGACCCAAAUGGUGAUGGUCGAUCCUGAAGUCAAAAAUAAAUUCAGAAUGCAAGCUUUAAUUUACCCAUUUUUACAAACAAUUGAUACAAACUUACCAUCCCAUAGGGAAAAUGAACAUGGGAUUUUAUUGACAAAGGCCAUAUUAUUGAAAUUUUUGAGUAAUGGAUUUACCAGUAAUAAGACCCUUGAGCAGGCUUUAGUAACUAAUCAAUACAUACCUGCCAAAUUUAGCCAUCUUUUCAAGUUUGUCAACUGGAGUCUUCUGCUUCCUGAGAAAUUUAAAAAAAGACACGUUUAUACCAACCCCAUUUAUGGAAGUUCCAAGAUAGUGGAAAAAUUUCCAGGGAUUGUGGAUUCCAGAGCCUCCCCUUUAUUGGCUGAUGAUUCAACAUUGUGCAAACUUCCAUUAACUUACAUUCUCACCUGUGAACAUGAUGUCUUAAGGGAUGAGGCGUUCAUGUAUGUUUCUCGCCUACGUAGCAAUGGAGUCAAAGUCAUCCAUGAUCACCUUGAAGGUGGAUUUCAUGCAUUGCUCUUCUUCACAACACCUCCAGUUACUUUACGUAUUAGCUUUGAGUUAGUAAAUCUAUACCUUCAUGGACUAAAUGAGAAUUUAUAA